GGGGCUUGUUAAAUGUCAUUUUUUGUUAGCGCCAAUCACCCGUAGCACAUAUGCGACGCAACACACUGUCAUCCACACAACGAUAAGCAAGCAAAAAAGUCUGAACAAAAUUAAUUAACAAAUAGUAUUAGAUGAGCAUUUAUUGAUUGGACUGGUGUAACAAUAAAGUUGCCAAGAUGUUGCUGAAGCUGUUGCUAUUGGCGUGCAUAGGCCUAGUCCAAGCCCAGUUGCCAUUACCAAGCGAUGAACAGUUUCAUGAGGAGCUGGUGGUGCGGCCGCUAGCCGGCGAGCAUGUAAACACAUAUUUCCAGUUUACAACGCGCUGGCAUUACGGAGCAAAAAACAAUCUUUACCAUACACAGUUGACUCCUAGAGUUAUAGCAGAGGUAUUGCAAACGUAUGAUGUGAAGGAGUUGCACAUAAGCCUCACACAAGGGCUGUGGCGCUAUGAGAGCUGGGGCUAUCCCAUAGUAGAGGCCACAGGCGGCGCCGAGCUGUGGGCCUGGUUUAGUGCACAGAAUUUAACCGACAAGGAGGUUGAUAAGCAAUGGAUGCAGCUUGCUAAUGUAUUCUCCGGUGUGCUCUGCUCCUCGCUGAACUUUGUGGAUAAUACCAAUAGCAUAGCACCGAAGCAUAUCUUUCGGCCACAGUUUAUGCAACCGAGCAAUGAGAGUAACGCACAAUUUGUGCGCUAUGCAACGUUGCCGCGUGAAAUUGUUUGCACGGAGAAUCUAACGCCCUGGAAGAAGUUGCUGCCCUGCGGCAGUGCCUGUGGCCUAGCCACGCUGCUUAACUCUGGCUACGUGCACAAUACCAAAUAUCAUUCGCUGGGGCUUAAAGUGCGAACACUUUGCGACCCCAACGACGCCAACAAUUGUCUUUUGGAGCUGACGCAAACAGCCAACUUGGUAUACGAUCUGAAGCUGCUGGAGCAGAGCAGCGCAGACUUUUCGCUGCGUCGUCUCUUUGGCAUGGGACUCAAUGGCUACUGUGAGUUGGCCAGCAGCAGCAAGAUCUAUGUGCAGCGCAGCGAGCUGGGCGCACGCUUUCAGCUGGUGCCGCCGCCAACGAGUGAGGUGAGCAGCAUGCGUGGUGGCUUCGUCUCGGACUAUGGCGUCUAUGAUAUGCAGCAGCAGUUUGAGCAGCAGCAGGGACCGCGUCUGUUCAACAUUGCCUGGAUAUCCAGCAAGACUUCAACACACAAGCGUGAACUGGUCAAGCCGCCGCCGCUCUAUGCGCAUCGCUAUCUACUGGGACAUGGUCAGCAGCAUGGACGCAUUGCCACAGAGCUGUUCAAUACGCACUAUGAGCCGCUGCCCGUGCUGCUGUUGGAACUGUUGCCCUGGUAUGUUCAUGCCUAUUUGCAUACGCUGAAGAUACGCGUAAAGUCGCUGCGUCGUCAUGACUACGGCGUAGAUUCAAAGGAGCUAAGCUUCAAGCUGCUGCAUUAUGCGCCAGGCAAGCAGCGCGAGUUGCCAACACACUUGGAGCUGGGUCUAAUGCUGCCGGCACAGAGCAGCGCUUUGAUAACAAUUGAGGUGGAUUAUUUGCUGCUCAAGUGGCUGGAGUAUCCGCCGGAUGCAAAUCACGGCCAUUAUAUAGGCUCUGCCAUCAUUAGCAGUCAGCUGCCAUUGGCGCGGAAUUAUUCUAGUCUGCCGCUGGAGGGACAUCUGUUCCAGCAUGUGUUCAAUGCCAGCAGCGCCAGCUAUGCACUUACCCUACGCACUGAAGCUUUGAUUGUAUCGCUGCCCACUCCCGACUUCAGCAUGCCGUAUAAUGUCAUUUGUUUGGCUUGCACAGUUGUUGCUCUAGCCUUUGGUCCCAUACAUAGUGUGGCCACCAAGCUCAUCAUUGUGGAGCGUCAGACUGCAAUGCCGCGUAAUCUGCUGCGCAAGCUUUUCCACAAGCUAACCGGACGUGGAGCUGGAGAACAGGAACAGAAGACAACAGGAACAGCGGCAGCAACAGCAGCAGCAGCAGCAACUGCAGCUGAGCAGCGGCAAGAGCGGCAGUCGUCCAUGUGAUAAAAUGUUUGUAGUGUGAAAAGACAGAAAGACAGAGAGAUUCCAGUUAAUAUACUCGCAAGCAGCGCAGUCCAGCGCUCUCUUUUGAGCAGCUAACGCCGUCUAUGCGCACACUUAAAAAGAAUUCCAAAGAGCAAGUCAUUUUUAUAUAUAUAGACACACACACACACACAGCCACAUAAAAUAAAAUUGCAAAUGCGCUUCUUCUUCACUGUCAA
Molecule: messenger RNA, 2242 nt
Organism: Drosophila busckii
Lineage: Eukaryota; Metazoa; Arthropoda; Insecta; Diptera; Drosophilidae
Gene: PIG-T
Product: GPI transamidase component PIG-T
Exons: 2
Coding region: 177-2024 (615 amino acids)
Biological process (GO): attachment of GPI anchor to protein
Cellular component (GO): GPI-anchor transamidase complex
Source: RefSeq, a predicted model, not a curated record